AAGCUGUAAACUUGAGCUGGAAGCACUGCGCCCCUGUCUUCACACCAGUUUGCUGUUUCUUUUUCACCCCGAGCGCGAGAACUAGGGCGACCGCAGCACUACGCCCCUGCUGCCCAUGUCUUCGUCGGGGCCUUUGCCGGCGACCGGAACCCACCACGGCAGUCAAAGGGCAGAGUGUAAAUCCCAGGGUUCCACUUCUGCACGCAAGGUACAAAAGGCUGAUCGUGAGAAGAUGCGAAGAGAUAAAUUAAACGAGCAGUUCCAGGACUUGGGAAAUGCACUUGAUCCAGACCGUCCCAGGAACGAUAAGGCAACUAUACUUGGUGACACAAUCCAGAUGCUGAAAGAUUUGACUACUCAGGUGAACAAGCUGAAAGCUGAAUACACGUCACUUUCUGAAGAAGCGUGUGAGUUAACACAAGAAAAGAAUGAGCUUAGAGAUGAGAAAGCUUCACUGAAAUCUGAGGUUGAUAAUUUGAAUAAUCAGUAUCAGCAACGAAUGCGGGUGCUAUACCCAUGGGUUGGAAUGGAGCCUUCUGUUGUCAUGGGGCCACCUCCUGCAUAUCCCUACCCAGUCCCAGUUCCAAUACCCUCUGGUGCUGUACCCAUGCAUCCGCAGUUGCAAACAUACCACUUCUUCCACAGUCAAGCUUCUGGAACCAUCCAAAACACAUGCAUCCCUUACAUGGCAUAUACACAACCCUGCCAUCCUCCCACUGAUCAGCCGUCUAACCAACUUAAUACUCCAGUUGCCCAUUCAAGUAGUCAUAGGUCUAACUCUCCAGCUCAAGACUGUAGAAGCAAGUCAUCUACAUUGCAGCAACCAAGCUGUGGAGUGAGAAGCAGUGAUGCUGGUGAUAUUGCUACUGAUCUGGAAUUGAAGACUCCUGGUUCUUCAUGUCAAUCACAUGCAGAGAUUGCUUACAACGAUUCCUCUUCGGAUUUGAAAACAAAGAAGCAUUGCAUAAAGCAGAUUAAUGAUUGCACUCUCACUGAAAGCAGUAGUUCAAGCAGAUGCUCUUCCAAUGGUCCCCCAGAUGUUUCUAAUAGUGCUAUUGAUGAAUAAGCUGCUUGACGACCGAUUAACAUACAAACCGUUGACUGGUAUAGAUUGAGAAAAGAUCUCGUUUAACCACCCAUAAGUGAGCUCCCAACUCUAUAUGCAGUGUAAUUUGCUAUUGUUGCUAGCUUAUUUACAUAGAAGUGGUCAGAUUCUAAUGUGAUGACUCACAAAUUGGGAGGCGUGGACUUUGUAGAUAAUCUCAUGAUUGUUAGUGGUAAAAGUUUGGUGGAAGGGAAAAAAGGAGAGAACAAAAUCAUAGACAGCAGCAUCUAUGGUGGUUCGGUAGGGACUCCAGGACUAGGUAUGGUGAGCAUUGUCAGUGUUCGGCAUGGCAGGUAGAUAUUCAUAAUAACUGGAUUCUAGUACCAUUGCAUAGUUCGUCCUAGACUGGCAUUUUACAUAAAUUUCUGUGUCAAAUAUGUAAAUAACUCGAGGGCGGAUAACUGGAUAUAUAGUGUCUAUGUUGGCCUAUUC
This is a messenger RNA of Zea mays, 1537 nucleotides long. RefSeq lists its product as uncharacterized. Gene Ontology annotation, biological process: intracellular iron ion homeostasis. NCBI's taxonomy places the organism in Eukaryota, Viridiplantae, Streptophyta, Magnoliopsida, Poales, Poaceae. The record is from RefSeq and is marked provisional. Gene Ontology annotation, molecular function: DNA-binding transcription factor activity; protein dimerization activity.